AUGGUAUCUCCAUUCAUUUCAUAUCGAACAUUCUUCUGUUCGGGAAAGGAAAAUCUCGCUUCUCCCCUGAUGACAAAUUCUCGAGGCAGAGAAUUCUACUCAAGAAACGCUUUGGUUUGCUGCCAACACAACAACCGGCGCCCAAACUUUGGUCUCUCUUUUAUAACAGCUCAACAUCAGAACUGUGAGCUCAGUCACUGGAAACGUAGACUCACAAAUUCUUCUCUACAGAUGGCGCCGAAUUUUGGAUUUCUGGUUGUGGCAUUUUUGGUUUUGGCGUGGAGAUGUGAAUCGGCCGCCUUCGGUCCGGUGUCUGAACUCCAUCGAUCUGCAGCGUUGGAGAUUUUUAAUGCUGCCGAUGGGUCUUUUGGAAGUGCCGAAUGGCAUCAUUUGUGCAAUAAUUUUGUCUUUGGUGGUGCCUUAUGUCUGGAGGAUACGUACGAGGCAUUAAAGACAUUUGAGGUUCUUGGGAUUGAAAAGAAGUUUGAUGUUAAAACUUCUGCAUGUGCAUCUGUAGCGAGCACCCUAUUGUCUGCUUCGUCAGCUGUGAAGGAUUUAUUCCAUGCUCUUAGCGUCAAUGGCCUACUGAAGUGUGAGCUCAAGAAUGAGGCUUUUAGGGGAGUUGAAUCUAGACUUCAAGAUUCUCUGAGUGUUGCGAAUUCACUUCUUCAUUAUUACUAUUCUGUAGGAGGUCUAGUCCUGUUGAAGGAUCAGACUUCUGAAGUUGAUGUUCACCUUAAUGAUGCUGAUAAGAUAUUUCGCUCUAUUAAGUCUCUAAGUCAGAGUGAUGGGAGGUGGCGCAUUAGUUCCAACAACCCAGAAUCUAGUAAUGAUGCUGCGGGGAUAGCACUUGAAACCCUUGCUGGGGUAAUUUCUUUAGCAUCUUCUGAGAUUGAUCAUUCUCUGAUUGCUACUCUGAAAAGUGACAUUGGGAAGCUUUUUGAUGGCAUUGAAAGAUACGGUAUGUUGCUCCUUGUUUUUCCUCUACGAAAGGUGCUGAGCCGUGCCUCACAGGCGCCUCUCGCGCGAAAAGGUGAGCCGGGGUGGAUUAAGGCGUGCGCCUCGGAAAUGGGGCCGCCUCAGGCAGUUGCGAGGUGGCUUAACCCUUGCCUCGGUCGCCUCUCGCCAUGGCAUGAUGGAACUUGUUACUUUGAUGAGAAACUUGUUGAUGCACGUGGCCAUCAGGGUCCUCUUUCAGCUUCCGCAUCAGUAAUUCGUGGAAUCACAGCUUUUGCUGAAGUCACCAAUGAAAGUUUAAAUCUUCCGGGGGAGAAAAUUUUGGGUUUGGCCAAAUUUUUUCUUGGUGUUGGAAUUCCUGGAAGUGCUAAAGACUUGUAUUACCAAAUUCAUGCCUUGGCAUGCUUGGAAAACAUUAGGCAAGUCAUAGUUACUUCUUCUUAUGGAACUCCCUCUGUAUUUCACCUUCCCCAUUCUCAAUUUUCUGCCUCUCCUUAUAAUUCUGUUAAAAAGUUACUUUCUGAAUUCAUGGGAUCAGUUCCUCUGAUUCUGUCACUGCCAGCUACUGUCCUUUCAGUGACCAAGAAAGAUCAACUUAAGGUUAGAAUCAGUACUGUGUUGGGUUCACCUGCCCCGCCUCUGUCAGUGAAGCUCAUGCAGAUAUUUGUAUCUGGUUCUAAAGAUGCUUCUAUUAUUGACCAGAAGCUGAAAUUUGACCCUGAGAAUGCAGUGCAUGUCUUGGAAACAUUGCCUACAAAUGUUGAUGUUGGAAAAUAUAUCUUUUCUUUUGAGAUUGUGUUUGAGGAUCCAGAACAUAAGAAAAAUUAUGCUACUGGUGGGAGGACUAAAGUACUUAUUCAUGUGACUGGAGCCAUUAAAAUCGAGAAUGCAGAGAUUGAAAUACUUGACAGUGACCUUGAGAGUGUGGAGACUAAGAAGAAGCUGGAUUUAUCAGGAGAAAACUCUCUUGCUUUGUCUGCUAAUCAUCUCCAGAAGUUGAAGUUAUCCUUUAGCUUGACUAGCCCAUUUGGAAAUGUUUUCAGGCCUCACCAGGCAUUCGUCAAGCUUAGACAUGAAAGUGGAGUUGAACACAUCUUCCUGGUGGAGAACUCGAGGAAAAAAUCUGAGAUAAUUCUAGAUUUCUUGGGUCUGGUGGAGAAGUUCUUCUAUUUAUCUGGAAGAUAUGACAUUCAACUCACAGUUGGAGACUCAGUCAUGGAAAACUCUUUCUUGCAAGCUCUGGGUCACGUUCAAUUGGAUCUUCCAGAGGCACCCGAAAAAGCCCCCAAACCGCCCGCAAAACGGGUCGACCCAUACUCCAGAUAUGGACCAAAGGCAGAGAUAGCUCACAUUUUCAGAGCUCCAGAAAAACGACCCCCUACAGAGCUUUCUCUUGCUUUCUUGGGCUUCGUUCUCUUGCCAUUUUUUGGUUUCUUGGCUGGGCUUGUAUACCUUCGUGCUAACCUGAAGAAUUUGCCCAAAUCUACUGUUCCUGCAACUUUUGCUCUUCUCUUCCACUUGGGUAUUGCUGCAGUUCUAACACUCUACGCACUCUUCUGGAUCAAGUUGGAUCUGUUCAUUACAUUGAAGGCACUUGGUAUACUUGGAAUUUUCUUGAUGUUUUUCGGGCACAAGACACUUUCCCAUCUUGCAUCCAUUUCUGCCAAGCUGAAAUCUGCAUAAUUCACGUAAAAACUCCUUCCGUGAUUUACAAGGCAUAGAAAAGUGAAUUUGGUGUUUCGGGAGUCGGAUUCAAUCUUUAUUCGGGAGUUGGUUAUUAAAUUAUGUAAUUGCAUCAGAAACUCCAUGGCAGAGAAUUUUGAUUUUACACAAACCAAUACCAUUUGGCGAGUCUUGGGCAUAGGCCGUAUAGCGAUUGGGCAUAGCAAAAAAUUACUGUAAGAAAGGAAAAUGUAACUGUACGGGAUUUGUUAGCCAACCAUCAUCAUCGUUUAUCUUAAUUGGCCUUAGUGAAUUUUAGUUUUAUCUUUGAUAUAGCAGGUGACAGAACUAUAUGAAUGAAAAAAAAAGGGAUGGAUAAUGGAAGACUUCAAAUUUAGUGGGUUUUGUAGUAUUUGUUCUCUGUUUUUGAUUUGACUUGAUAUGUUAUGUUUGAGGUUUCUACUGUUGGGUUUGGUAAGCAUAAAAGCGCUUAUAACUUACAUGUAUCCAAAUAAUCUUGGUUUGGUAGGACGGAUUAUAAC
Striga asiatica is the source of this 3161-nucleotide messenger RNA. Lineage: Eukaryota; Viridiplantae; Streptophyta; Magnoliopsida; Lamiales; Orobanchaceae. The record is from the annotation of a GenBank genome assembly.